This is a messenger RNA of Caenorhabditis auriculariae, 5680 nucleotides long. Lineage: Eukaryota; Metazoa; Nematoda; Chromadorea; Rhabditida; Rhabditidae. The record is from the annotation of a GenBank genome assembly.
AUGGCAGCGGUUGCGAGUAUUCUGAAUUCUUUGAAAAAUGGCGACGAACUUCCCAUGAAUGUAGUCAACUACAUGUACGAGAAUGGCGGUUUUUUAGUGAGUUGUUCAUUAUUUAAUUAAAUUCAUGUUCUUUUUAAGCUCUUCCUGAAUUUUCCCGAAGGUUCCGAGUUUGGAAUCGACUACAAGUCUUGGAAAACCGGCGAAAAGUUCAAAGGAUUGAAAAUGAUACCGCCUGGAGUUCAUUUCGUGUAUUGCAGUAUCCGGGGAAUGCCAAGGAUCGGUUUGAUUGAAAUUGUUUCCAUUUGAUAAUGGAAAAAGUUCUAGGAUUUUUUCACACGUUCAAAUCGGGCGACAUUUUGGUGAAAAAGUGGGAUCGACAAAAGGAAGAUUUCUGCGAUGAAGUUGUCACUGAAGAUGUUAGUUUAUUGAAUGGGUUAAAUUUAUUUGAGUUGGAGUUUAAGGAUAUAAAAGAGAAGAGAAAUCAGUUGAAGUCUUUGGAUUCGAAUUUGGCGCCGUAUCCAUAUGAAAACUAUCGAAGUUGGUACGCUCUGACCGAUUUUGUUACGCCGACAACUGUUGAACGGUUCGAAUUAUUUUUUUACAGAUGAAAACGAGAAGAACAAUUUCAAUACAGCAAUCAGUGAUGUUUUUGAAAUUUUUUUCUCGAAAAAAAUUAUAUUUUUCGUUUUCCGUAUAGUCCUUUUAAACGGCGCAAAGUUUUGCAUUCCCUUGAAUAACUCAAAAAUGGAUUACGGCUUCAAUAUAUUUAUAAAAAUUUUUCAGGCUUUUUUGAACAAUGAAAGUCGGAUUUGUGAACUUACUUAAAAAAAAUUAAUCCUUAGCUUGAAAGUAUUAUAUUAUCAAUUUUCAACGAAGGUUCUAGAUUUUUUUUUCCUAAUAUCUUCCCUGAAAGCCUGAUUGGAUAAGGAGUUUCAAGGCUGAAAAUUAAAUAAGUUUUCUUUAGAAUUUCAGAGUAUCGGAUUUUUUACUUUUAUUUUAAGUGUCCUUUUGAAGUUACCACAUAGAAAUUUGGAAGAAAAUCGAGAAAAAAAAAUGGAAAAGCUGUAUUUUUUCGGAAAGUUCAUUAAUCAAAACUUGGGCGCAGCUGUUGAGUUUGGCCACGAAAAAUCUGAGAAAAGUUUGUUGUUAGUUUUGUACAAUUGAAGGUCUCGAAGCGAAGAGCCGUUUUCAGUGUUAUUUAGGUUUUUCAUACACUUGGAAUUGAAAUAAAUAAAAAAUAAGGAAAAUUUUGUAGAGUCCAACCACUGAAGGGAAGAAUCACAGCACAGGCAGAACUAGUGAGCCUCGAGACAAAAGUCAUGGAAAAUAAGGAGGUUUCAGUUGAUCAGGAGGGUCAUUUCACUUGGGAAUAAAAUAAAAGGUCAGAUUAGUCUUCAAGGAAAAAAUGAUGGUCUUUUAAUUUUUUGACGAUUUUUGACGAUUUUGAUGGAAAAAAUGGCCUAUAUUCACGAAUUUCAGUUAUUUUAAAAGCUAAAAAUUUUUUGACAAUUUUAAUCGAUUUUGACAGUUUUGAAGGCACAAAAUGGCCUAUUUCUAUGAUUUUCGACGGUUUUGAUGGCUCAAACGGCCUAUUUUUAAGUAUUUCGUGUUUUCAAAAGCUUAAAAUGGCAUGUUUUUAAUGAAUUUUGACGAUUUUGAUGGCAAAAAAUGGCCUGUUUUCAUUGAUUUUGACAACUUUGAUGUCUCAAUUGGCCGAUUUCGAUGAAUUUUGAAGGUUUUCAUGGUUCAAAACGGCCCAUUUUGAGAAAUUUCGAUGAUUUAAAAGCUCACAAUAACCUAUUUUGAUGGAUUUCGACGGUUCUCUCUGACUUUGAGGUGCCCUUUCUCGGAAACUAUCAAGUUUUGCAAAUUGACAUUUUCCGAACAUCAUUUUGGUACAUCAAGGAGUAAUCUGACCAAGUUUCAUAAAACUCCCAAAGUGAAAUGACCUCCUUGUGGGAAAAAUAGUACUUUUUCGACAUUUUGGCCUUGAAGUUGAGGAUCGAAGGAGCCGGCAGCAACAGAGUCGACCGGGAUCAUCCCGUCAGGACCCGUUUCGUCGAUCAGAAUGGCCUGCCGAUCAUGCAAAUCCGGGAAGGCUACGAAAUAAGAUUCCAGGACAUUCCUCAGCUCAGAGUUUGUUUUUUUCACAUUUAUCGAGAAAUCAGAUCAUUUCUUCAUAUUCCCGUUUCAAUAAAUGUAUUUGUCGAUCCUUCAAUUUUUUCGUAGCUUCACCGCUGAUAAAUCCAACCAUCAAAAAUAAAUUUGUCGUUUUUGUUUUCAUUUUUUUUUAACUCUUAAUUUUAGUCUACUCACAUUUUAUGCAUUUUAAACGAUAUUUUAAAAUUUUGAUACUUUCUGAAUUGUUUCGAGACUUAUAAGGAUACUACCAGGAUGAAAAUGUCGAUUUUCCAGGCAGACAUGGCCCGAAUAGGGAUCGAACAUUCGGAUCGUCUAAAUUCGCUUCUUCGACAAUUUGGCGAAGAUUGGAAGCAACUUUUGGCAGAACUCCAAAUCGCCUUCGUCUGCUUCCUCAUUGGACAGGUUCCAACUUUCUUUAUCUUCUCAGAAAUUCUUCUUCUGACGGGUUCUGAUAAUCUUGAAGUCGUGGUUACCAACAUUUUUGGUACAAUUUUAAAAAAAGGUGUAGGAAGAGUUUUUGAGUUCAUUUGAGGUUUCCUGAGGGUUCCUAGGAAGAUUGAGUGAAUUUUUCUGAUAAUGUGGUUCCAUUUUCUUUAAUUUUGAAAAUCGCUAGCCUAAGUUAGGAGUUUUUGAAGUUAUCAAAAAUACCUGGCAGCGGCGGGGAUUGAACUUGCGAUCCUAUGAACUAUAGACAGGCACACAACCUGUCGCGCUACAUGCGCCUAUGCUUCGAUCUUCCAAUUUUUCGUAGAAAGUCAUAAGGGAAAUUUCAGCCUAAUAACUGACUACAGUAUGGUCUUCAUUCUGGAUGAGACCAGAUUUUCUAAAUCUAGUUUUUUAGGCUGAUUCCAAAUCUAGUCUUAGAAACGGCCUCCAAGGCCUGGUAAAAAUGUUAGGGGGUCCAAAGUUUCGAUGUUUUUGGUCUUAAAAGUCCAAUUUUUUUCCAUUUUUUGAGGAGAAAUAUUUUCUCUUGACUAGAGAAACAACUAUGAACCCUCGAAAAGAAGCUCAAUCAGAGACUCCGCAUUUUCGACUUUUAAGGGUCCAUAACUUUUUCCACAAACCUCCGCGGCAAUUUUUGAGACCAGAUUUGGAAUCAGCGUGAAAAACUACACCUGGGAGAGAAAUUAUAGCUGAUUACCAAUUGAUUAGUCAUAAAAGAAGAGUCCUGGCACGAUAAGAAAAUAGACAGUGCUUGAUUAGUGGAGAGUGCAGACAGGCCACGCCCCUUAGAUUCCCAAGCUAGCCGUGAAUCGACUAUAUCUUAAAUCAAGCUUCAAAAAAUUCUGAAAAAAAAAGAUCUUUUUGCAGGUUUUCGAAGGUUUUGAGCAGUGGAAACGGCUGAUUCACUUAUUAUGCUGUUGUCCAAAUUCUCUCGGAGCCCGGUCCGAAAUGUUCCUGGCGUUUGUGAGGGUGAGGAUUUUCAUAUUCAACUCUUGGAAUUUUAAUAAUGUCUUCGAAGUCGCAAAAUCUGAACUAGGUUUCUUUAAAAAAAUAACGUCGAAAUAUUCAUAUUUUCAUCGUGAAAUUGACUUUUUUGGAUGCCAAAUUUCACAUCCGAUUUAUGCACGAGACUGUGCCUGGCUCGUGGAGAGCGCAGACAGGCCACGCCUCUCACCUAAUUUUCCAGCAUUACCUGGGAAAAUUUUUAGUGGCCACUAUAGAGGCUGGCCAAGGACUUAGAGAAGACACUAAAGUGGCCACUAAACCCAUCUCUAUAGUGGCCUCUAUUUUCCGUUUAAGGGGCCACUACAGUGGUUCUCUAUUUAUUGGCCACUUCAGUAGUUUUUCAUCCAGUAUUCCUUCCAGUAACUCUAAUAAUUUUAAAACAAACAGAUUGAACCAGUUAUGUUGAUCCAUUGACCCUAAAGUGGCCACUAAAAUUUUUAGUGGUCCAGUAGUUGCACUUAGAACCCUAAAGUGGCCACUAAUUUGACUACUAUAGUGGCCACUAAAACUUCAAGACCCUAUAGUGCCCACUAAAACUUUUCCUAGCUUCAAAGAAGGAAUAGAAACUUUGCGCUCAUAAUCUUGUUCCAAGAAGUAAAAAAUAAAAGGUCAGAAUUUCCUUUAUAGCCCGAAUGUUUUCCCAAAAGUCUUCCCUGCACUUUUCUUCUCCUCCUCGACGAACUUGUCCUUUCUGCGGAAAUAGACUUUGUUGCCGAAAAAUGAGAAAAGGUCAGGAAAUCUGCAGGUGCUGUUCUUCCAACUGAAGGAAUGUCCGUCGGAUUUUUUCGUCGACAUCGUUUCCAGGGACAAUUUCCUCACCACCACCUUGUCCAUGUUCUUCGCCAAUGUUCGAGGUGAGAAAUGAAGGAAUUUUGGAAAUUGGUUGAGAAAAUAACUGGAAAAUGGGUAGCAUGAUUAAAAUAGCGCAAAAAAGAGGGUUCCAAACUUUUUCCGAGUUUUUUUUUUCUCUCUUCUAAACGCUCUGGCCGCAUUUGGAAUGACUCAAGACGUUGCGAUUGAAUUAUACUUCCCAUUCGGCUUUAUUUUGCUAUAUUUCAUGCUUCUUCUCGCAAACCGUUUUGAGUCGGUCGCACCAGAUUCAAGGUGAGAAACGAGGGGAAAUUUUGAAAGUCAGGUUAGAAAAUGACUUGGAAAAUGGGUAGCAAUGAAAAAAAUAACGGAGAAAAAAGUUUUUGGUCAUAGUUGAGUUUUUUUUUUCAUUUCGAAUUCCUGGUCGCACGUGGAAUGGCUUGAAACGUUUCGGUUGGAAUCAGAUUUUUCAAAAUUUUUUUUGGUAACUUGAUUUCUAGCAGCAAUAUCACAUGCAUCUGCUCGCAAGCCGUUUCGAGUCGGUCGCCCCAAAUCAUAAUUAAGCUUUUUUUUUUUGAAUUUUAAACGCUGCGGUCGCACGUGGAAUGGCUCGAAAUGAACUUUUUUUACUGCUUAUAGUUUUCCCGCGCGCAAACCGUUUUAAGUCGGGCGCGUGGAUCAUUCAAUUUUCAGUCAUUCUACGUGCUUUCCUGCGAUCCUAACUGUGUUUUUCAAAACUUAUCCUGGGGCUAUAAGAAUACUUGAAUUAUCAAAUUAUUCUCGAAAUAAAAGCUCGGAAAACAGCCGUAGGAAGUGAAAUUUUAAAAAAAAGUUUAAUUAUAGUUUUUAUGAUCUUUUUUAUUAGGAAGGUUUUUUUUCCAACUUUUAUCAAAAUUAAUGGGAAUCAUUCUAUUCCUCAACAAAUGCCAGAAAGUAAGAAUUUCUCGGAAAUUAGCCGUAUAACAUCUUUUUAAAAACCAUUUUGACCUCACUUUCCUGUUGCAAUCUUUUUAUUUAUUUGAUUCAGUCUCUUUUUGUUUCGAUGAGGCAUUUGAAUCACCUUCAAAGGUUAUUAUCGAAUGUUUUCAGUGAAAAGUGAGGUUUUCAUAAGAUGAAAAAGGAAAUUUUAACUUUCUUUUUUUUUGAAUUUAGAAAUUUCCGCAAAAGUGUUCUGUUUCCAGACUCUGCACACGCCCCGGAGAACCUGAAACGGAAAUCGGCUCAGUUCAAAGCCUACCUCACGCGGCAGUUCAAAUGGGACUUUGAAUGCAAUGAUUAA